Molecule: messenger RNA, 1857 nt
Organism: Pseudopipra pipra
Lineage: Eukaryota; Metazoa; Chordata; Aves; Passeriformes; Pipridae
Gene: DRGX
Product: dorsal root ganglia homeobox
Exons: 6
Coding region: 1-969 (322 amino acids)
Biological process (GO): regulation of transcription by RNA polymerase II
Molecular function (GO): RNA polymerase II transcription regulatory region sequence-specific DNA binding; DNA-binding transcription factor activity, RNA polymerase II-specific
Source: RefSeq, a predicted model, not a curated record
AUGUGUGACUGGGGGAGCUGCGAAGGCCAGGGUCCAUUCCACUUGCAUCCCAGCGGCCCAUUUGCCCUCUGCCGACCUCUGCCCAGGGACAAAACCCCAGUGCCCCAGUCGGCCCCUCGAACCCCCGUCGGGGAAGGACAGGGGUGGCCUCCUCCAGCCCCGCUGCAGAGUCCCGGCGGCUCAGCCGUGGCUGAGCUGCCCCCGGUGCUCAGCUGCGCGGCCCCCUUCGGAGGCCACUCCGCUGGCGACUUCGACGACGGGUUCCUGCGCAGGAAGCAGCGCCGCAACCGCACCACCUUCACCUUGCAGCAGCUCGAGGCCCUGGAAGCCGUUUUUGCUCAAACCCACUACCCCGAUGUGUUCACUCGGGAAGAGCUGGCUAUGAAAAUCAACCUCACAGAGGCCAGGGUGCAGGUAUGGUUCCAAAAUCGAAGAGCUAAAUGGAGAAAAACAGAGAGGGGUGCUUCUGACCAAGAGGGAUCUAAGGAAACCAUGGCUGAGGUGGCACCUCCUGCAAGGAAUUUAAAUUCCCCUUCUCCAGCAGAUCAAACCAGGAAUAAAAAAGAGGGUCUGGAGAUCCAGCAGAGCCUGAGUCGAGCAGUGGGUCCUACAGGACCUUUCUUCCCUUCCUGCCUGCCGGGGACUCUCCUCAACACAGCCACCUACGCACAAGCUUUAUCCCAUGUCGCCUCUCUAAAAGGGAGCCCGCUGUGCUCGUGCUGCGUUCCAGACCCCAUGGGCCUCUCCUUCCUGCCCACCUACGGCUGCCAAAGCAACCGCACCGCCAGCGUGGCCGCGCUGCGCAUGAAGGCGCGGGAGCACUCAGAGGCUGUGCUCCAGUCUGCCAACCUCUUGCCCACCGCCAGCAGCAGCCCCACUCCUCCUGCCAAACCCUCCUGCCCUGAGGGCAGCCAGGACAAGCAGCCCUCUCCAGCCAAGGAGCACAUGGAAGGGGAGAAGAGCGUAUGAGACCGGACUGGUGCUGGCCCCUGGGCUUAGGGCAGUGACCCGCUGGUGCUCUGCCGGGGGGUGAACUGCAGUGUGGCCAUUCCCGGUAUGAUUUCACAGGGCCACCAGGGACCUGGCACGUCUAAGUGGCCUCUUUGGCUGCCUUUCAUACACCCUUGCUUUUCUUGUGUCACUGUACGUUCAUUUCCCUGAUUUAUCAGCACUAUCUGUGUUUCGAAACAUUCAUGAAACUGUUUUUAUCCCCACUACCACAUCCCAGGGACACCAAAAGGCCUGGGAUCCUGCACAUCUUGACUUCCCAUUCUGUGUGAGGCGGAUGGCUGACAGCAGCACAUCACUUCCAGAUGUGAGUUCUGGGGCAGGAGAGGCAUCCAGGCACCAGUUACCCCACCACGCACAACGGGGGUGAAGGAAUAUCCCAGGUAUAGCCCAGUUUGGCCUGCUGUUUUCUGAAGGCAUUUGACUUCAACCAAAUUUAUCCCAGGCAAUCCAGGUGUAAGAGGAACAGAAAAUGUAACAAAACCCUUAGUAAUUUUUUCCUUCUGUCUUCUUUUCUCUGAAAGUGAAACUUCCCAUGGAGUAGAUUACUGGGAAGUUGCCGAGAUCAGUUUACCUGUGACUAAAAUCCUUGCACUAACCUCUAUGUGAACAUCAGUCUGUUGCUCUUGCCAUUCCCUGGGUUAGAUGUAAAAGACACGACUUGAAAAUGUCAUUCAUAGCUUCAAACUGUAAUGCUGGUAUUUAAUAGAGAAUGUGGUUGUCUCUAGAUCUGCACAAGGCUGGGGGUAUUUUAGCAUCACUGUCUAAGAAAAAGAGACUGGAAGACAAAAGAAUCCUGCAUUGCAAAACUGGAAAUAUAUGUUUCCAUGUUUUGUGUUCAAUAAAGAG